AUGAGCGAGGCUCUUGCGAACGGUCUCGCCGCGCCGUACUAUCCAGCCUCGCAUCCUAGCAUGUUUCAGCCUCAACGUGGGUACCCUGGAGAGCCUCUGAGACCAACUCCACAAUACGCGUACGGAUACGGUGGCACCCCUAUCACUUCUGGCCAUCCUUCGCCGAUGGUCCGAUCGCCAUCGGGCUCAUCAUCAAUCGCUUCUUCGAGCGCCACGUCCAAUGCCAUUAGACCGAUCCUGUUCAACCCCGAAGCGCGCUUCUUCCUUCCCGGGACGGCGGCGUCUACCUAUGGGAACCUUGCAUCACCCGCAGAAUCCGUUCAAUCGUCUUCGUAUGCUCCAUCAAUGUCUCCACUCGCUUCUCCCUUUCCUUCGAACGCGUUUAACCGACCCCUCUCGAGGAACCAAGGCGGAGAUGAAGGCGAUGGUGUUUACUUUGGCGUUCAACCUUCUGGACUGCCCAGGAGCCGUAUAGGUCACGCAAACACGCCUUCGUUUCAUCCCGUCAGCUUCCAGCCGCGCCAGCAGCCACCACAGCACGGCAAAUCGUAUCCGAAACAAGGCAGCACGUCCUUGAGGCCUGGUGGGGCCGGACCACAGCGGGCGCAUGGUCGGGCUGUGAGCGUCAGUCCAAGCGCGAAUUCGACAGCUUCGGGAUCUGAGAAGAAGAAGAAGGCUGUCCACGUCCGAGUCCCCAAUGAGAAUGGUCUAGAGGAGGGGUCGUCGAGUGUCGGCAUUUCGAAGAAGGCGAACGAGGGCGGCAAUGCGGCGCCGCAAGACAAAAAAAAGGCUAGUAUCUUCGUGCGCAGACCCAUACAGGGCGAGGAGAAGCGUUUGAUGCUUGUGGAACUUGGGUUCGACAUCGAUCUCCUUGCUGAAGAUGUCACCUCACGUCACGUGCAUUUUGACGAAGUUCGCAUCAACUCGCUCCCGCCCACGAUCGAAAUCUUUUUACCCGGCCAGGAUGCAUGGCAGGAUGUACGGGAGCACAUUGGCAUACCAGUGGUAAGUCAAACAGCCCAGCUUCAUGUUGUUUUUGGGGCCAAAUUUACUCAACGUGAUCUUGUUGCUAUCAUCAGUCACCCCAAUCACCGUCGCAAGGUCGCUCACCUCUCUUGUCGGGCCGUUUCGGCUCUUUCCUCGAUCGCAUCCCCAGCGCGUUCUCUCCUGGAGGACAUCAGCGUUCGAACUCACUCUUCAACAAUCGGCCAUCCUUUCCUCCACGAUUCCAAAACGCCAUCGAAUCGUUAACGCGCCACGCUUCAUCACAGUCCGUCUCCCGCGGGUUCACAAUCCCUCAUUGGGCGCAGUCGCUCGCGGCAACAGCUCCCAAAGUUUUGGACCAGCUCGAACGGGGAAUGAGACCCGGCAUCACGGGCGAGCCACAAUCACCGAUCGAUCAAAACACAAAGUCGUUUGAAGCGAGUCGUCCAAACGAUGGAGAUUUCGCGCGGGACAUUAGGGCAGGAAGCUCGGGGAGCGGCCUCACUGACACACUCGGAGAACUUGAGACCGACCGGAAUCCACGACAGUCCUCCGUAUCUACCCUUCAAGCUGGAGUAACACCAAAGCUGUCGACUGACACGUCCAUCGCUACGCCCAAGUCUCAAGGCUUAGUCAUUUUCGAAGCUCCGCCGGACGUCGACCGCACUCCGCCUUCCGCCUCACCGCUGGCCGUCCCCAAAGGUGUCCACAGCCUCACGCCUCACAAGGUGACCCACAAUUUCUCCUUUCCACCUCGGGGUAUUCAAGGGGACAAAUUGGCUCCGGCUCAGCCCUACAACGCAGUCUUUGCUUCACAAGAUGUUCCCGUGGCGACGCAGGAAUCCGUACCGGCGAAGAAGUCGUCGCUGAAUAUCGCCGCUCCCGAGUUCGUCUUUGGCGCUUCUGCCGCUUCUGCCCUAUUCGCCUCGCAAGCUCGCCAACCUGGAUUGCAACUUGGCGAGAUAUUUGGUGAGCCAGGUACUCCCGGCUCACUUGCCGCGACCGACGAAUACGGCGUCGUGCAAGCACAGCCACCACUGUCGACUUUGUCGGCAGCCUCUCUGAAUCCUCUGGCCGGCACUUUCCAACCGACGUCUUCUCUGGGUCUUAGCUACAUUGGCCAAUCCCAUGCGUUUAAUUUUCAGCCUCCUGCCCAUGCACCUCAAUAUACGACCCUAGCCCAGGAACCCACCUCGUUACCGACUCGCCACACCCCGGCCGACUCUGCUGACGGACCUGCGAUCGAAGUGAUUCAACCGACUCCCCUUCGGCCCGUCUCCGCUUCUAUGGCUUCAGUCAUCACCCACACCAAACGGCAGAAGCUCAAUAACGGUUCCGGAGAGACCUUGCAGAGAACCAAAAGCCACUUGGAGCUACGGUCACCGUUCUCAAAGAACCCCACUCUCGCCGAAGUCGAUCGCGAGCAUGAUGCCGAUGCGCCCCUCAUGUCACCGUCUCCGACUCGCAAUCCCGCUUCUCAGUACUUAUUGCACAUAUCUGACAGUGUGGACCAUUUGGUCAAGUCGGAAUCCGAGUCGACGCUGCCGCAUUCCUCCACGCUUCGUACUGCUGCGUCGUUCAGCGCAGAGCGUCCUUCAGCUGUUGUGGACGUGCGCGCAUCAAGCGCUCCUCUCGUUCUCGCGACGCAUCCUAGCCGACGUCAUGAAGCGGACACGAGUGGUGCUCCCGAGUUCGGGGUGGCAAUACAUGUGGACGCAGCUGUUCCUUUUUCAGCCUUAGACCCGCAAGCGGAACACCCGUGGGAACGAGGUAGAGAACAAAUGAUCCCUCAUGAUCAAGUAGGUUUCCGAGGAGCAGCAGGCUCCCAAGAUUCUCCCGUUCACAAAUCUAUUUGGCUCACUCCCAGAUCGGACAGGCACAAGAAGAUGCCUUCUCGGUUGUAUCGGAAGACUCGUCUCUGGAACUUGAAUCGACUUUGGACGACACCGAUCUCGAAAGCGAACUUGGCGAGAGUCCACUUCAGAUCCUCGAGAACCUGCUCGCCGGUUACUUCAGUGCGUUGCAGUCGGCCCUUGCGAAGAAGGUCGCCGAAAGAGCCAAAUCCGAGCUUGAGGAUCGCGAUGGCCUAUUGGGCGAUCUAAUCGGUCGCGUUGUCGCCUCGAUUGCCGACGCCCGGAUCGUAGGUGCAGACAACAUCGAGAAACAACUGACGAAACUUCACGAGGCACUCGAAGAUGGUCAACGACUUACCCGAGACUCUCUUGGAUCUGCGGUGCAACAAUGGCUCGAAGAGGGCCGAGGUUUCGACUCGAGACCUUCGCCAGCUCCACUCACGCCCGAGCUGGUCUCCUCGCUGCGAGACGACGUCGUGAACGCCGUGGCCAAGCUCUUGAAUGAGCGAAGUCUUACCGUCGACCGCACAGCCCUCCCCACCGGUGUCACAUCACGAGAGAUCACCAAAGCGGUCGAGAUGGCAACGCAACCCCUCCACAAGGCUUUCGCCGCUUCCCGUCGUACCGAUUCGAUCAUCGAGACUCCGCUGCCUGGAGAAACAGCAGGCUUUGCGCAGCAUAUCUCUGACAAGGUCGAAAGUUCCACCGCGCUGCUCAAGAAUGCUGUCUCGUUACUAGACGACCUCAAGAACUCGACCGCUAGCUCGGCUGAUGUCGAUUCGUUGUUCGAGCGCAUUGCGUCUCUACGAUCCUCGUCGGCCACCGUGGCCGCAGGGGGCUCAUUCGAUGUUCACAGUGUGUCAUCCCAGCUCGUCUCGGACUUGCAACCCCGCUUGGACGACCUUGCGCAAGAGGUCAAGCUUUCAACCAUCGCGUCAUCCUUUGAUAUCGACGUCCUCAUCGAGAGGAUUGCUGCAGAGAUCCGAUCGGCUCAACCGAGAGAUGUGUGGUCCAAGUCCCUCGAAGCUCUGGUGGAGGCUCAUCAGAAACUCGAGCGCGACGGCUCAGAGAUUGGUGCGAAUCAGCAGUCGUUGCUUCUUGCGUUCAAGUCACUCGAGGCGUAUUUGUCGCAACAACUCCAACAACUUGGAGAUAGAGUAGAGUCCCAAGUCAAGAACGUCGUGCUCAGCACUGAUGCCGUGGCCAACGUGGCGGACCUCGAGUUGCAGCUGGCGAAAGCACGCAGCGAUUACGGCAAAGCUCGAUCCGAGAAGGCGACGAUGAUGGAGCGGUUCGAGCUAGAACGUGGGACCUGGAUAUCCCGGAUCGACGAGCUCAAGGCCGAGAUUGAUCGAAGGAAGGAUGUUGAUCGAGUGGUCGACGAGGAGAAAGCGAUGCUGACUGCGGCGAUCGGUCGACUGGAGCAAGCCCUGGUCUCGUCGACGUCUCAUUCUGCUCAGCUCGAAACCGCACUCGCGUCCCUCACGUUACGUCAAGAUUCAGAUAGGCUCGAUGAAGUCGAACACAGACAAGCGCUGUCAUUGAUGCGAGACGAGCUCGAUCGAACCAAAGCCGGCGCCGAGCUCUCAGCAACGGAAGUCCGCUUGCUGCUCGCAGAGAAUAGUCGCCUCACGGCCGAGCUCGGUGAGCUGCGAGAAGCGCACGAGAAGCUCUCGAACCAGAAGCAUGAGGAUGAUCAACAUAGGCGAGUCGAACGUGAAGCAACGGCGAAACUCUCGGGGGAGGUCGGUGCUCUGGAGAAGCGAAUCGCUGUACAGGUCAGUGGAAUUAUGUUGACUUCUUUGAAUGAUUCACGCUGACUCGCUCCGAAUACUCUCCUUAAACGAUUAGGACGACAAGAUUGUGUCGUUGCAGCUGCUCAAAUCGAAGCAGCAGCAAGCACUGGCCCAGGCGAACCAACGCGCCGUCGAUCUGAGGAAACGAGCUGCCGAGGUGGGCACCGCCGAAGCCCGUAUUGCCGACCUCGAAGCGGCCAAGACCUCCCUUGAAGAACGCCUGGCAGCCAGCGAAGCCGUCAGGGAGCUUCUUACGCGCGACUCGACCGAGUAUCGCCGUACGACCGAGAAUGAACUCGAGGCCGUGCGGGAGACCGUCACGCGCGAGUUUGAGGGCAAGGAUGCUCGUAUUCGCACGCUCGAACAGGAGCGCAACGAGCUGUCACAGGACAAUGAGCGGUUGGAGACACUCAAUCUUGAGUUAUCGGAUGCUUUGCGUAUGGGUUCGAUGCGAUCGUCGUCAUCGGUGUCCAGAUCGGCGACGCCUUCUCGUUCGGCAGCACAGAACUUUAUGUCUUAUGCGGCUGGAGCUCAGCAUUACCCGUCCCCCGACACACUGAAGCCACAGCGGACAGGCAGCUCGACCGCGACGAUCAGAACUGCAACAGAUCGUCGCACUUCAAACUCACCUACGCCAAGUACUUUGGAGGGUCGUGCCUUGGUCGUUGACGAGUCCGGUUGGUGGAGCGCUGAGUAA
Messenger RNA from Microbotryum saponariae, 5330 nucleotides. The record is from the annotation of a GenBank genome assembly. NCBI's taxonomy places the organism in Eukaryota, Fungi, Basidiomycota, Microbotryomycetes, Microbotryales, Microbotryaceae.